AUGAUCCAUUAUAAAGGUGGUGCUCGUGAUACUAUUAAAAUGUUCAACAACAUUGCAAAUGAAAAUGAAGAAAAAUUAAACAAAAAUCCAUUUUCGUCUACAUAUCGUACACCUAAAUAUAGUACAAAUGCACUGGAUUAUGGCAGACCAACACGUGGAUCAAAAACUGAAGCUAGAGGAAUUAAAGCAGGAGUUCAUGUCAUGCGUGAAGUUUUAUUUCUAUGCGAAAUAAUAAAUGAUUAUGGAGAAGGUGGCGAAGCUCCUAAUAGAUAUAUCAAAUUUGGACCUCUUUUUCAUAUAUAUGCUAAUUACUCUGACAAACUGGUCGGAAUGUUAAUUCGAGCUCGUAAAUACAAACUGGUUGACUUUGAAGGCGAAAUGCUUUAUCAAAGACAGGAUGAUGAUAAAAUCAUACGUUUAUUAAAACCGAUUGAAGAGAUUCGAAGAAUUGCACCUUCUGGAGACCCUGUAAAUUGUAUUUCAAUAGUAGAAGACUGA
Molecule: messenger RNA, 498 nt
Organism: Thelazia callipaeda (thelaziosis nematode)
Lineage: Eukaryota; Metazoa; Nematoda; Chromadorea; Rhabditida; Thelaziidae
Source: the annotation of a GenBank genome assembly